UUUUAUUUUUACCGUGAGGGGUAGAUGACAUUGGAAGAUGGCAUUAGAAUCCACCCGCUGCAAUGUGAUAAAAAGCCCGUUCGUCCCUCCCCUCUGCACGUCUGUCUGCAUCGUAGCAUCAGCGCCAUGAUUUCUCUCGGUAAAAUAGCGACCGCCCUUGUGGCAUUGGCGUCCGUCUCGAACGCGUUGGAGAGGUUUCCCGAAUCUCCAAUCGAUCGCUAUGAGCGAACCCACGAGCCUCAUCUCGCACGCCGGCAAAGCGCCGGCAACCCCCUGACCAGGCUCUACCCCGAGUACAACCUGUCGGUCCCCAUCGACCACUACCACAACGAGACCAGGUACGAGCCGCACGCCGACGGGACCUUUCCCCUGAGGUACUGGUUCGAUGCGCAGUUCUACAAGCCCGGCGGCCCCGUCAUCGUGCUCAGCGCCGGCGAGACCAGCGGCGUCGGCCGGCUGCCGUUCCUGCAAAAGGGCAUCGUCUACAUCAUGGCCAAGGCCCUCGGCGGCGUGGGCGUCAUCCUCGAGCACCGCUACUACGGCACCAGCGUGCCGACUCCCGACUUUAGCACCGAGAACCUCCGCUUCCUGACCACGGAGCAGGCCCUCGCCGACACGGCCUACUUUGCGCAAAACGUAAAGUUCAAGGGCCUCGAGGACUACGACCUCAGCCCUGCCGCCACUCCCUGGAUCGCCUAUGGCGGUUCGUACGCGGGCGCCUUCGUCGCCUUCCUGCGCAAGGUGUACCCCGACGUGUUUUGGGGCGCCAUCUCGUCGUCCGGCGUCCCCGUGGCCAUCUGGGACUACUGGAAGUACUUUGAGGCGGCCGCCGUCUACGGGCCGGCCGCGUGCGUCGAGACGACGCAGAAGCUGACGCACGUCGUCGACACGCUCCUCCUGGGCAAGGCGGGCGACGACCCGACGUCGCAAAAGGUCAAGGCCGCCUUUGGGCUCGAGUUCGUCAAGGAAAACGCCGACUUUGCGAGCGCCAUCGCCGGCGGCAUCUACGGCCUGCAGAGCUACAACUGGGACCCGGCCACCAGCAGCAGCACCGACAGCUUCUUCCAGUACUGCCGCAACGUGUCGUCCGACGCCGUCCUCUACCCGGCCACCGCGGCCAAGCGGGACGCCGUGCGCGACAUCAUCACCGAGGCCGGCUACGGCGACGAGCUGGACGUGCUCGAGACCCGCAUGCUCAACUACAUUGGCUACGUCAACCUGACCACCGUCUCGCGGUGCACGGCCAGGGACAAGUCGACCUGCUUCGACAGCUACAACCCGGCCUCGUACCAGAGCGCCACCCUCCGCGACACGUGGCGGCUGUGGCAGUACCAGGUCUGCACCGAGUGGGGCUACCUGCAGACGGGAUCCGGCGUGCCCGAGGACCAGCUGCCGCUCAUCUCGCGCCUCGUCGACCUCGAGUACAGCACCAUCGCCUGCAGGGAGGCCUUCAACCUGACCGGCGAGGCCGACGUCGCCAACAUCAACAAGUACGGCGGCUUUGACAUAAGCUACCCGCGCCUGGCCUUUGUCGACGGCGAGUGGGAUCCGUGGCGGGCGGCAGGCGUCAACGCCAUCGGGCAGACCGUCCGCAACUCCACCGUCGACGAGCCCGUCUUCUUGAUGCCCGAGGCCGUGCACCACUGGGACGAGAAUGGAGUAUUCCCCAACGAGACGAUUCCGGGAUACUUUCCGCCUCUGAGCGUGUCGGGGACGCAGAUGCAGAUGGUGAACUUUGUCGAGGUGUGGUUGAGCGAGUGGAAAAAGCUGUGAUGUGUCAUGUGUCAUGUGUGUGUGUGUGUGUGUUGUGAAUGCUCAUAGUUAAUAUUAAUAAUUAAGGGUAUAAAAUAGUAUGCUACUCAUAAGUCCG
Messenger RNA from Pyricularia oryzae 70-15, 1870 nucleotides. RefSeq lists its product as uncharacterized. Gene Ontology annotation, biological process: proteolysis. Gene Ontology annotation, molecular function: serine-type exopeptidase activity; dipeptidyl-peptidase activity. Lineage: Eukaryota; Fungi; Ascomycota; Sordariomycetes; Magnaporthales; Pyriculariaceae. Bases 25 to 1773 code for a protein of 582 amino acids. The transcript is spliced from 2 exons. The record is from RefSeq and is a predicted model, not a curated record.